UUACACAACAAAAACAAAAAUAAAAACAAAAACAAAUGUACCCGCCGUUCGAGUUUUGGGUCCCUAAACUAAAUUGACCCAAGUAAACUUGGUCAACAACAACAACGAUUGCGCAAAAUAUUUCACAACUCUGCCUGCUUCUACAUCAAUGGCUUCUGCAAAUGUGGACAAUCGGGGCUCUUUCGGGUCAAAACGCUCUCGCAAUGAUGAUCCUCGGAGUGAUGGAGAUUGGACUUGUCCUGAGUGUGGAAACAUUAACUUUGGAUUUAGAACGGUUUGCAACCGUGCAAAAUGUGCUGCUCCUCGGCCUCAAGUUUUGCCUACUGCCAGGUGAAAAGAUACAAAAGAAACUUAAAUAUGUGAUUUUGGUAGCUUGGAAAUUGUAUCUUCCGGUUGGAAACUCUGCCAAUAACAAUAUAGACAUGCCAAGUCAUUCUCCAAUGACAAGUCAUUACAAUAACCCUCCUCCCUUUUAUUAUGGAGGUUUUGGGCUUCCUCCAAUGCCAUAUGGAGUAUCCACCAGGUAUGGAUCCCCAAUCCCACAUACUGGAGUGCAUUACGACUAUGCUGCACCUUCUGUUGCUCAUGGAGCAUAUGGCCCUCCUGCGCCCACAUUUCCCCCUGGAAGUUUUGGAGGUUUUGGUGACUCAGGAAUGGGUUAUGCAUCACCUUCAACUGUGAAUGGAUAUGGAUUUGGUUUUCCUGGAUCUCCUUGGUCUGGAGGAAUGGGUAUAAUAACUGAAAAUCCUGCUUCCAGGAAACGUCGUGGGGGUCCAGAUGGUUCAUAUGAUGGGGAUUGGAUAUGUCCCAAAUGUGAGAAUGUUAACUUUGCUUUUAGAACUGUAUGCAACAUAAAGAAAUGCGGGGCUGCCAGACCUCUUGGUCCUACUAAUCAGUCAAAUGCUGGUGCUCCCGAAGGCAGCUGGACUUGUGGCAAAUGUGGCAAUGUGAACUAUCCCUUUCGAACUGUUUGUAAUAGAAAGGAAUGUGGAACUGAGAAACCUAGCUCUUGAAAUCUAAUCAAAUACUUCUUGUUUUAUGUUUCGUGUAAAAAAUCAACAGAUUUCACCUCUUAUUGGGCACAGAACUUCAAAAUAAAGACAAAGUUGCUCUCUGAAAUAUAUUUGGAAUGGUUAUUUCUGGCUGAAA
This is a messenger RNA of Cannabis sativa, 1149 nucleotides long. Its product is annotated as ranBP2-type zinc finger protein At1g67325. Gene Ontology annotation, molecular function: mRNA binding. Gene Ontology annotation, cellular component: cytoplasm. The transcript is spliced from 8 exons. Lineage: Eukaryota; Viridiplantae; Streptophyta; Magnoliopsida; Rosales; Cannabaceae. The coding region runs from base 162 to 1013 and encodes 283 amino acids. The record is from RefSeq and is a predicted model, not a curated record.